UUCAACCUGAUGGCUGCGAAAACCACGGUUCCCGAAGAAGACAUAACUUGCCCUCAAUGCACGGACAUUUAUUGCCUUCCGGUUCUUUUAAAAUGUGGCCACAACAUCUGCAGAGUUUGCCUGUUUAACUACUGGGAAUGGAAAGGAUUGCGAGAGUGUCCUGUCUGUGGCAUCGUGUCUGACACCGGGAGACCUCCUAUUAAUCUGGCACUGCACAAUGUUGCAAAGGAACACAAAGUGCUUAUAAUGACCAGCAGUCAAAACAAAUGUUGUCAACACAACGAGAAGUUGAAGAUUUUUUGUCACAACGACGGAGAGCUCAUCUGUCUUAUCUGCAAAAUUUCAAAAGAGCAUAAAGUCCACGAAUGCAGCCCAGUAGAAGAAGCAGCCGAACAGAAAAAGGCAGAAAUAUCAGCCAGCCUUGAGUCUUUACAAAAUAAACUCAAAACACUGAAGAAUACAAAGCAGAAAUGGGAGGAAACUAAAACCUAUAUCAAGACACAAGCAUAUGAAAAUGAGACUGCAAUCAAGGAGGAGUUUAAAAAGUUCCACCAGUUUCUUCGGGAGGAGGAAAACACCAGGCUGAAGGUGCUCAAACUGGAGGAGGAAACCAAGAUUCAAAUCAUGUGUAAGAAGCUGGAAAACAUCAGUGACCAGAUCAACACUCUCUCCUCCACGAUCAGUGAUAUUGAAAAAGCCCUCAAAGCACAGGAUAUACAGCUUCUACAGGACUACAAGAAGACAAAGAAAAGGCUCCAAUGCAGCAUUGGAGAGCCAGAGGUCAUCAGAGAUAUCCUGAUAAACUCUGCAAAGCAUCUGGGAUCGCUUAGUUUUCAAAUUUGGAAGAAGAUGGAAGACAUUGUCAGAUGUGUUCCUGUUGUUUUGGAUCCAAACACUGCCCAGUUCAACCUAGAGCUCUCUGAAGAACUGUCCUGUGUGCAAUACAGCAGCAAGAAGCUCCUACCUAACAAUACUGAACGUCUCAUCAACCGUGUUUCUGUGCUGGGAGCCACUGGUUUUACAUCUGGAAAGCACAGCUGGACCGUAGAUGUGGGCCAAGGCAAAGACUGGUACAUCGGAGUGGCCCUAGACUCCAUCCAAAGAAAGAAUACCAUCUUCCUCAGCCCUGCUGAGGGUUUCUGGGUAAUUGGCUUGAGCAAUGGAGACUCACUGUGGGCACAGACCACACCUCGCUCCAAGCUCCCAAUGAAGGAGAAGCCCAACAGGAUUACAGUAGAGUUGGACUAUGAGAGGGGAAAAGUCAUUUUCAUCAAUGCUGCAGAUUCUACAAAGAUCCACACAUUCAAAGACAAAUUUACUGAGAAGGUUUUCCCCUACUUUUCCCCCGGAUUGUGUGAAGACAAAAAAAAAUCAAGCAAACUGAAAAUCUGUCCCCAGGUAGUAAAAGUACAAGUCGAGUAGUCAGAGGUAAAACAGAGGUUACAUUAUGUUUAACAGGCUGCAUUGACUGAUAAACCAAUGCUUUACACAUGGAAUUCAGGAGGAAACAACUGUCUGAGGAGUGGAAUCAGGAAGAUAAUUAGAAUCUGUUAGUAAUAGAAUUUACAACAGCUAUUAAAUGAGAAUUUAAAAAGUAAACUUCAAGUGAUCACUGAAUUACAAUCAAAAGAAAGGAGAGAAAACUGACAAAGGCAGCAAAUAAACUGAGGGCAACAGAAAGAGAUAACAGAACAAAUCAGGUAAUAACUUCAACCUUUAACUGGACUACUUAAAGGUUUUAUAAAGUUACUGAGUAAACAAUUUAGAAAAAGUUUGGUUCCUUAAUUGCAGUUAGUGUGACUUGUAAAGAUGAAAACACAUACAAAAUGUAAACUGUUUGAAUUUGGUGAACUUUGUUAGCAACAAAUGAUGGCGGAAGAAUAAAUGACAAAACGCACAAAUACACCCAUGAUAUUCAUUAAUAAUCACGAAGCAGCAACAGAGUCAUUGCUGUCUUAGUAGCUCUCGCUGUCAUCUUCAUAAUCAUCAUGAUCAAUACAUGACAUGGGGACGUCCUGAAGUAGGCGGGGCUGUCUCUGAUGACGUAACCAUGAAAUGCAGGAGCAUCGUCUGGCAAAUGUUGGUGAAACGUCAAAGUACACUGGUGUAGUUUCCUUUCAAGCUGUUUGAGAUGCUGGAUUCAAAAAGCUGUUACACCAGGCUGCUCUGUGUCGUUGAUGGCAUGCUGCUGACGGAUGUGCUCUGCUAUACUUUUCAUUUUCUGCUUCAGGAUGUGUUUCUCUCAUCUGCUCCAGUCUUCAUGUGGCAAACAGUCUGAAAGUUAUACCAUGGUUAAAUUAUGAACUCUCUUUUAUUCCUGCUUAGAACAUUAGAACAUCAGGCAACAAAAAUCACGGUAAUUAAGACAACAUAGUGUCAAACACGUGCCUGUGAAAAGAACAUUAAGUCACAACUAUUUCUUCUUUAACUGUGAAUGGUUUACCUGCUGUCUGUAAUCACAGAUCAGAUGUCCUUUUGAUCAUGAACUGUAAUUUUUUUCACAGAUUCUAUGUCAAGAAAAAAAUAUCUGUCAGCAUAGAAGAUGUAACAUGUAUUGCAAUACAUAACACUGGGCAAACCGCAGUCAGGUGAUUUCCUGUCUCCUGUAAAAAAAAAACACCACUGUCUCUCCACAACGUCACCAUCUCUUCUAAAUUAAAAGCUUGGCCGGAUGGUUGCACUAAAGGUUCAUUAUCGAGGGACUAUUUAUGUAUUCAAUAAAUAAACAAAGUGCUUGACACAAACACUUGGUUGUAUGUAAA
This is a messenger RNA of Oreochromis aureus, 2762 nucleotides long. RefSeq names its product zinc-binding protein A33-like. Bases 10 to 1422 code for a protein of 470 amino acids. Gene Ontology annotation, molecular function: zinc ion binding; protein binding. The record is from RefSeq and is a predicted model, not a curated record. Lineage: Eukaryota; Metazoa; Chordata; Actinopteri; Cichliformes; Cichlidae. The transcript is spliced from 6 exons.